This is a messenger RNA of Nerophis lumbriciformis (worm pipefish), 2010 nucleotides long. RefSeq lists its product as uncharacterized. NCBI's taxonomy places the organism in Eukaryota, Metazoa, Chordata, Actinopteri, Syngnathiformes, Syngnathidae. Gene Ontology annotation, biological process: extracellular matrix organization. Gene Ontology annotation, molecular function: extracellular matrix structural constituent conferring tensile strength. The record is from RefSeq and is a predicted model, not a curated record.
CCGGACUCGAGCUCAGCUCAUUGGCCUCUUUUGAGGAAUACCCGCCGCCGAAAGAGAGGAAUAAAUAUCUGGAAUGAAUCCGUGAGGCAAGGAACACGCUCAACUUGUUCAGGCUGGAAAGAGGCGACAACAAUUUGCAGACGACGGACGCAGCCAGGAUGGCCUGGGUGGUGUUGGCAGCAUCCUUCCACGUCCUCCUGAGUCCUGCAGGGACGCAUCACUCCAUCUUGGCAGCAACGCACUCAGUCCUGCAGCUGCCGGUUGAGCCCAGCAAGUCCGACGCCUGCUGUCUGACGUCGCCGCCUCCUCCUCCUCUUCCACCGCCGCCUCACAGCCGGAAGCAGGGCGACCCUGACGGCAGCAGCGGCACCUUCGCCCCGCCAGCAGUGUUUCGAGGACAAGAGCAGCAAAAUGAACAUCCUGUGGUACCAGGCUGCUCACCGGGGCCCCCGGGACCCCGUGGCCCCGAGGGUGAUGCUGGAUUACCCGGUAUAAGAGGAGCCAAAGGCGAAAAGGGAGACAUUGGACGCCCGGGGUCAAAGGGUCGUACUGGAGCACUAGGCCUUCCAGGGAAACAAGGACUUCCAGGGUGGCCUGGCCCGGACGGACCCAAGGGUGAAAAAGGAGAGCUAGGACUCAUGGGAUUACCAGGACUGAAGGGACCACCGGGGAUGAAGGGCAUGCCUGGUUACAGAGGAGAGAAAGGGGGCGCAGGAAGUCCAGGAACACCAGGAUUAAAAGGUGAUAAAGGUUCUAUUGGUCUGCCUGGGAUGCUGGGUCAGAAGGGAGAACAAGGACCAAAGGGGGAGCCAGGGGUCCCAGGCAGGCGGGGCCCUACAGGACGACCUGGGAAAAGAGGCAAACAGGGAGUCAGGGGACACACUGGACCCUCCGGACUCCUGGGCCCGCCAGGGUUGCCAGGCCCAAACGGGCCCCCGGGCCCACCUGGUCCACCAGCCGCUGGUGUCUACCUGGCAGGGGAAAAGGGCGAGAAGGGUCUCCCGGGCCCCCCUGCUGCUUGCGAGUGCGACACCUUGGUGGGAGCCAACAGUGCUCCUCUGGGGAGCGACAGGCACGAGGAGAGCCUGGAGAAAGUCCCCGCAAUAUUUGUGGUGAGCAACAAGGAGGAACUGGAGCGCCUCCAUCUGGACCACGCAAUAGCAUUCAGGAAGGAUCAGAAGGUGCUCUUCUUCAGAGACAAAGAUGGAUGGAAGCCCAUACAGCCCUUCCAGCAGUUCCAGUCUACAGAGAAAGUUCCAGACGACGUGGGAGCGUGCGGAGACGGGAAGGUGCAGGCCCAGCACGGAGAGGAGUGCGACGAUGGAAACCACCUUGUCUCCGAUUCCUGUCUGAACUGCAGAUGGGCGUACUGUGGGGAUGGUUACCGCCAUGAAGGCAUGGAGGAGUGUGACGGGAAAGACUUUGGCUAUCAGACAUGCAAAUCUUAUCUUCCAGGGUCCUUUGGUCAGCUGACCUGCACCGAGUCCUGCCUCAUCGACUCCACCGGCUGCAAGUUCUUCACCUGAGCUCGUCGUCUUCCGUGAAACUUGUCUUUUACUCGCUCACGGGGGGACUCCUCCCCGCAAAAAAAGUGACUUGACGGACCGGGAGCAGGAAGACGAGUCUUCUCCAACCUGCUCUGUGCUGCCAGGCGAAGCGCAGGGGUUCAGUUUUUGGAUCAUUAUUUGGCUGGCCUCAGGGAUCGGCUCCUUGCAGAGCAAAGGAUUGUGGGAAAACACUGUUCUCGCAGAUAUAGGCCGACUCCUUUUUUAACCACUGAGGGUACUGACACUGGAUGUUUGGAAUCUUCCACAAAGCGUUUAUUGACAAAGUGUAAUGCGCAUGAGUGCAUGCAAGUGUGUGCAUUUAAUCACCUUUCAGAAGAAAUGUUUGCAACUAAAACGUAGCAUGACAAAACACGACCACUGCACAUCAAUAAAGUUGCUCUCCAUUACCUGCACGCAGCACAAUUGUCGGCGUCAAUACGAUACCAAUCAAAUACAGGUUAGC